Messenger RNA from Phytophthora nicotianae INRA-310, 2561 nucleotides. RefSeq lists its product as hypothetical. The record is from RefSeq and is a predicted model, not a curated record. Lineage: Eukaryota; Oomycota; Peronosporomycetes; Peronosporales; Peronosporaceae. The transcript has 7 exons. The coding region runs from base 241 to 1605 and encodes 454 amino acids.
AUAUGUUGUACUAGUAAAAUGAGGAACUGAUCGAGUGGGUUAAAGCUGGCGGGGAUUGAGAGUCUGGAGGGCAAGGCGACGCUGGAGACCACGGGCGUGGAAGGAGAAAUCGACCGAGAUAUCGAGCGAACUUUCCCUGCGAAUCCCUUAUUUUCUGAGGAAGGUGAUGGUAGACGUCUGCUUGGGAAUGUUCUGAAGGCGGUCGCGCAUUAUGCAGAUGACGUUGGCUAUUGCCAGGGGAUGAAUUAUGUUGUUGCUGCGCUGCUAAUCGCCAUGAAAGACGCUCAAGAUAUUUCAGAUUUGGAUCUCCACGGCCUCUCGAUGCAAGAAGCAGCGUUCUGGCUAACACUUGCCUUGAUCCGACGCAAAGGAAUGGCCGAGCUGUGGAAACACAAGAUGCCAGGGCUAUCGCAAUGCAUCUACCUAUUCCAGCAACUUCUCAAGCUUCACUUUUACGACCUAUCAGCCCAUUUCCGACAGAUCGGGAUGCAUUCCAGUAUCUUAAUCACACAGUGGUUUGUGACGAUAUUUGCUCGUGUGCUUACUAUCCCAACGCUUAUCCGAGUGUGGGAUCUCGUCUACCUGGAUGGUUGGAAAGCUGUUUAUCGAGUCGCCCUCGCCAUCACCGCCGAGUUGCGGCCAAAGCUUCUCGCCAUGGAUCUCGAAGGGUGCAGCGAGUUUUUCCGAAAGAACCCCAAGCUGGGUCUGGAAGAAGUACUCAGCACUGAUGUGUUGCUACAGCGUGCACUAAGCUACAAAGUGACUCGUUCCAGUCUUCAACAGCUAGAGGAAGAGCGGCAUCUCGAGUAUCUUCGUCUUCGCUUGCAGCAAACGCCGCUAUCGGAAGAGCAUCGCAUGUUGUUCCCUACACUCGAACACGAGGACAUCGCAGCCAAGAAAAAGUCUCUCGAAUUAAUCCGGUCCAAGCUCCAACGGUUCGACACGGAUGUAGCAAGUGACACGGUGUUCCUUCAACAUAAAAUCGAGUUAGCGGAGAAAGCACAAGCCACUGCCAUGUCCGUGCGCUACGCCAUCGCGUACGAGUUGUCGGAAGCUGCGAUCGAGUUGAACGAGCGCAUGGAGAUCAAGAACCGAUUGCGCGCAAAGUUCCGCAAGCUCAUGGCAACGGCGAUCACCGAAGCCUCCACCUCGUCAAGCACUUCUUCGUCAGGUUUUACGCUCUGGAUGAACCCGUUCGAGUUCCUAAAUGAGCGUAUGGCCAGUUGUUUCGAGCGUCUGCCGCUGUUUGCAAGCUAUCUGGACACCGGAGACGAGCUGUAUGGGGGUGACAACGACACAGAUGACGAAGAAGUCGAAGAAACUCAACGCAACUUGAAACAUCUCGAGAUGCUGGUGCCUCAGUUGGCAGCAGAACUGCGUUUGUUGCAGCGUUCAGUAGCCUACAACGAUCGCUUCCUUCGGCCUCUUCUGCAACGAACCAGAAGACUCCAACGUGACGCUCAACUGGCGCGUGUUGAGGUGGAGGAAACGCAGUUGUUCAAGGACCGACUGGCCGACCAAUUGCUGCAGAUAAUGCUGACCAGCGAGAAGCUCAAGAACGAGCGAAUGCAGCAGCUCUUUGCGGAGGUCGAUAACAGUACGUGAUGAAACGUUGGAAGUAUCUACUGUAUUACUACCUGAGUUGGAAGCAGACACGCAAGUGACGCCUCGAGUGCUUCCUUGGCGAACAAGUCAGCGUCGCUCUUGUUUUCUACGUGUUUGGAUCCGUUCUGUUCUGUCCAGAUGAGCUCAAGACCUUGAGGCUUUUACUCGCUCUCCGUCACGACGUCGGCCUCAGCGAACUCAGCGGCGACAGCAGACUCAGCGACAGCGGGAGCCAUACCCGGACCCCACGACGGGAGCUCAGCAGCGACACCACCGAGCGACGGGAAGGCGUCCUUGUCACUGGCGUUGAACUUGUUGUUCUUGCUGCUCUUCUUCUUCGGAGACACGACCUUGGCAGGAGCAGCUUCAGCAGCAGGCUCAACGACCUUGCCAGCCUUCGGACGAGACGUCUGCUCGUUGAACCAGACCUUCUUGGUCUUCACAGCAGCCAAAGACUCCGAGACAGCAGCAGCAGAUGCAGGAGGCAGCAGGCCAAUGGUGCUGAACGCCUCCAUCUGAGCCAGAGGCAGCACCAGCUUGGACGCCUUCUUGGUCUUCUUGCCGUUGCGGCCCUUCUUGCCCUUCUUGCCUCCUCCAAGCAUCAUAAAGUCCUCUUCCUUCCGCUGCAGAGGCUUCAUACCGUCCAGCUCAAGAGGAGCGGCCGUGGUCUCAGCAGCCUUCUCGUCCUGCUCCUCCUUGAGCUCCUUUGCGUACGUCUUCUCCAAGAAACUCACAAGGGCGUCACAGAGGUCCAUCUCGUCCUGGUACGGGUGGAUCUUGGCCAUUUCCUUCUCGUAAUCCGCCAGUUUGGCCUCGUACUCGGCCUUGCGAGCCUCCUCCUCCUUCUGACGCUCCAGCUCCUUCUUCUUACGCACAAGACGGAUGUUGUUGUAGUACUUGUCGUUGGCUUCCUUGAACUCCUUACGCAGAGUCUUAAUAGCCGUAAAUUUCUCGUC